AUGUCUUAUGGAUAAAAUUUGUAAGUUUUCAAUCCCUAACGAUUCAAAAAGAUUGAGAAGGAAAUGCAAUAAAAUAAGAAACGUUUAGAAGAAAUGAGGUUAGAGGAGGAAUCCUAAAACACUAGACUCCUAAAAGUGUAAUAGAAAGAAAGAACUGUCGAUUUGGAAUACAAGGAUAGGAAAAAGAAGAUGGAAGAAACCCAAGAGCAAUUGGCUUUUGAGGCACAGAAAUUUAAUGAUGAAUAAAGAAGAAUGAACCAAGAUUUGGAAAGCAAGAAAGACUCGGUUGUGAUGUUGAAUGAUCGAAAAAAGAGAUAAGAUGAUGAAAGGUAUGCUAAGGAAUAGAAAAUUACAUUGGCCAAGGAAUAGGAAAAGGCACAAGCUUUGAAUGAAUUGGCUAAGUUACAAGAAGAAGUCAAUUAAUUAGAAGUCAGAAGAAAGAAUCAUUAACAAUAUGAACUAUUUUUUAAAAAAGUGAUCUCUAAAUCAAAGGAAUUGGAAACAGGUUAAAAUGAUGAUGAAAAUGCUAUAAAAGAAUUGAUUGAUCGUUAUGAGAGAUUAAAGAAGAAGGAAGAGGAAUUCAAAAAAGAUAGAGAGUUGAGAGAGAACUAAAAAGAUCAGAUCAAUCAACAAUUUAAUGAGUUAAAUAGUAAAAUAUAGGCUGAAACUUAUGAAUUCAAUGCUAAGUACAAUAAAUUGAAGUUGGCCAUUCAAUAAAUCAAUGAUGAGAAUGAUUAAAAGCAUAAAGAAAUAGAGGGAACACAAAAUUAAAACGAAGCUACUCAAAAAGAAUAUAUCUAAGUUAUUCAUGGAAUCUAAAAUAUGAAGGAUAUCUUGAAAUAGAGAAAUAAAAUUGUGAAAAGGAUUCUCCUCUCUGGAAAGGAUAGUGAUAAUGUCACUGAACAAUAGAGAAAUAGGAAAAAAGAAAAAAAAAUAGAUAAUCAAAAAAUUGAAAAAUACUUGAAUUUCAUUAAGGAUGAACUCUAAACUUUAUAAUAAUUUAAAUAAGAAUUUGAUAGAUAUUUAGCAAAAGAAAAAGAACGUGAUUGA
Molecule: messenger RNA, 1050 nt
Organism: Paramecium tetraurelia
Lineage: Eukaryota; Ciliophora; Oligohymenophorea; Peniculida; Parameciidae
Exons: 4
Source: RefSeq, a predicted model, not a curated record